Marchantia polymorpha subsp. ruderalis is the source of this 3761-nucleotide messenger RNA. Lineage: Eukaryota; Viridiplantae; Streptophyta; Marchantiopsida; Marchantiales; Marchantiaceae. The record is from the annotation of a GenBank genome assembly.
CUAGCGAACAGAAGUGUAAAAAUGUAGGAGCCAGCGGAGUAAGAAAGUGAUUCGCAGCGGAAUGACUCAGCUCAUGACAGGCGUGCCAACCCUCGGCGAGCACAGGAAGUCAAAGACACCCGAGAGCCAGGCGACCGAACGAAGCGCCUCGCGGAGACGACAGAAAUGAGCCCGGCAUUGGACCGAGAAACUUUCGGAGCGGCGGGUGCCAAGUAAGCACAGGAGAAGGCAGAAGGGGACGACGAAGGAAGGAAGCAGCCGGGCAAGGAAGAGGGCGAACGAGCGAGAGAAAGAGCAGCAGCAGCAGCUACAGAAGCGCCAGCGGGCACGGAGAGGAAGAAGCGCGCGGGUGAAGCUUUUUGGGAGGGUCAAGGAAGAUUUGAGGGCCUGUGCGAGCGAGGGAGAGGCAGAGAGUGGGGAGAGAGAGAGGAGACAAGUCGAAGGCGGAGGUGAAAGGAGGAAUUCCGAUGCAAGUCCAUGUCCAUGGAUGACGAAGAGCUGUAGCGGUGGUGGUGGUGGUGUGAGGAGUGGUAGGAGCGGAAGGCGGAUGAGUUGCAGGAGUGGAGACGAAUCCUGAAAAGGAGCGAGCAGGAAGGGAGGGGAGGAGGAUGAGGAGGAGCUAAGGUGGAGGCGGAGGGGGAGGGAGGCAGGGCUCGGAGGAGGUGGAGGAGGAAAAAGACGGGGAGGGGAGAAGGUCAAGGGCAGCAGCAGCAGUAUCAGCGGCGCGUACCCGUGGGCGAGGCCAGGGCCAUCGUUUGAAAGAAUUGCGUGUGGGAACGACGAUUGAGAUUGAGUUCGUCCGGCCGGUGUUGGUAUUUCUAUAUCUCUUCGUUCGAGACAUCGUUGGCGGCUCCGAGGAGAUCUAGCAGUGUCUCGUAUCAGUCCGGUGCUCGUAACGGAGAGGAUUGUACCCAAGACAAACCCUAAACAAUUCUCUUUGCUGCGUGCCAAUUGGUUCGGUUUUUCAUAUCUACAUCCAUCGACCUACCUUACCCGACCUUUCCUCUCCUUUUGAUCUUCUCCACCUCGGUGACUCCUUCGUUUCGACCUCAGGACGACCUUCGUGGUCUCAUCUCGGUCGUGUCUGGUUUCGGAAGGAAAGUCGGAGUUUAUACCUCAUAAGCGGCGUCAGGGGUUUUUCUUUGUUCCUGAUCUUGGUUUGGCUUGGACUCGCCGCGUGGAUUGGAGAUUCGUCAAUUGAUAACUGAGACUGCCCCCCUCAGUCUGUAGGCAAUGUUUGCUGUGCUACAACGAUCAUACCUGCGCUGCUUUGGAGCUUUAUUGCCUGAUUAUUUCCUGCGCUUUGCUGGUCAGGCUGAGUGAGAAGUUCUUAAUAUUAGUCUCUGACCGACUCAUAUGCCUAACCUCCUUUUACACAUACCUUACUAGUCGGCAACACCGUGCGUUGGACCGGACGCAUCCUACGAGAGGCCGUUUUGGCCAGAUUUGCAAAUCUCACUGUCUUGACUUCGAGAACUCAUUUUUGCCGCGAACUUUUGCUACAACACUGGCCUGGAGGUGGGAAGAAGAUCUGACUACUUCAUGCCGGCAGCGAUUCUUGGGAUCGGUGCAGAUUAUGUUUCGGUGCAAUCCGCCGGAACGUGCCGAAAAUGGAGUUGUUGAAACAAGGUGUUUGAGGAUAUUUGAUCAUUUCGUGACGGAUUUGUUAGAGAGUCAAAAGAACAAAGGACAGGAAGUUAGUGAGACUAUUGUUGCUUGAGCAUGCCUCCUCUGGCAGCGGAGGCAGGAUUGGCCAGCAGGAUUGUGAGCCACAAAGAAAUCAUGCUGUCGCUAGCGGGACUCUCCCUUCUUCUUCUCACUCUUCUUCUUGGAAGGGUGAGCGCCACCGUGGUCUUGAUGACGUCAACGAACGAGACUCUUCAAUUUUCGGAUAUGGAAUCUAGCUUCGCUGCGAGAAUACCUGCAGCGGGAAUUCUUGGAGUAAUCUAUGCCGCUGAACCCGCCAACGCUUGUACAACACUUACAAAUGCCCCCAUUCCAGAGAGGGGUUUAUUCUCAUCGUUCGUCGUUGUAAGUCGGGGUGAUUGUACUUUCGAGAAGAAAGUACGAGUUGCACAGGCUGCAGGUUUUCACGCGGUCAUUGUGUACAACAACGAAGACAACCAUGAUUUGGUCACAAUGUCUGGGAAUGGUGCGGGGAUACGAAUUCAUGCUGUGUUCGUUUCGAAAUCUUCUGGUGAAGCUAUCUUGAGCUUUGCCGAUGACGUCGGCACCAGUUGCUACAUUCGGCCAGCUUUCGAGAACACAGCGUGGUCAGUCAUGGCUGUGUCAUUCAUAUCACUUCUUGCGGUGGCGGCCGUUUUGGCGACAUUCUUUUUUGUUCGACGUCAUCGACUGCGCCAUCUGGGCAAUAGAUUACUUCAAAAUCGAGAGUCCCAAGGAAUGAGCUCUACGGAGGUGAAGGCCUUGCCAAUCAUUAUUUUCAAAUGUAUUGGAGAUGGCAAUGGUACGGCGGAAACUUGCGCGAUAUGUCUCGAAGAUUAUGAACCUGGAGAUAAGCUGAGAAUGUUGCCUUGUCAUCAUGAAUUUCAUACCGCAUGCAUUGAUCAAUGGCUGAUGACAAGAAGACCAUUUUGUCCUAUAUGUAAGAGAGAUGCUCACACGAAAACUACUGAACCUCCAGCUUCAGAGAACACACCAUUACUGGGUGCAUCUAUGCACCUACCUGUACCAACAGUUACAUCCAUUGCCGCCACUCAAACCUCCCCUAGUGGAUCUCCUGUGCAAUCAGGAUCACGGUCCUUGGGGUUACAAACUUCACAUUCAUAUCCAGGUCACGGAGGAGAUUUGUGUUGAGUCUGAUUUGUUCUCUAAAGAGCCAUCUGUGUGUGACUCACGGUGCAAAACACCUUUCCUAGUGAUAGCCGUGGAGUGGGACUCGUUAUGUGCUGUGAGAACUAUUUCUAUCUCAAAUGCCCUCCAAUGGCUGCCAAGUCUUCUUAGACGUAAUCUGUCCAGAUUAGGAUGAGUGAGGAUUGGGGAGUGUGCAUGUGAAGGAGGAACACAUUCUCUGUUGUACAUUUGUAUUACUUACUUGAGCAUCUGUAGAAAACCAAAAAAAUCCACAAGGCUCUUCAUGGUUUUCGGUCAAGAGAGGAAGAGCAUCAUAUGGUAAAAAUAACUGAACACACAGGUUAGGUGGCCUAAUGAAGGCAAUUUUAGGUGCUGAAGUCAAACCCAUGUUAUGUAACAGGUGUAUCACCCCUUCCAGUUACCCGUCUUUCCUGCUCUUUAUCCUAUAAAUUGCUUCUAGUUGAUCAGUGGUCCCAGUCUGGGCUAUUGAUGGUUGUGGAAGCCGCAGCUUCUGUUUGGGGCAAGUUUGCACAACGUUUCAGUUUGGUUAAAAUGUGGAUAGGAGAUCGAUCGCCUGCUGUUGGUUGUGACCUUAUCUUGCUACCUGACAUUUGAAGAUUCUGUCCUGAGUGGAGACUAGAACUUUGUGGUCUUGUAUAUAGAAGAAUUAUGCCUCAUACUUUUGAGACAUAGAUUCAGAAUUACCGAGGUGUGUUUUGCUUUUUGCGGAAGAAUGUAGAUUACCGUACUGUAAAACCUGGGUGUAGGUUUUACAAGUUGGAAAAAAGAGAGACUGGAUUUUUCCUUUUAUGGAUUUAUCUCGGAAGGUUUUAGGCCUUGGACUUUAGUGCCAUAGUAAGUUCUGCUCAACAUCUGUUGACCUAUCAGGUCUCUUUCCAGGAUGGAAUCUUCGGUUCGGCUUCCAAUAUUCCACCACGUAUCUUGAG